This is a messenger RNA of Ambispora gerdemannii, 222 nucleotides long. The record is from the annotation of a GenBank genome assembly. NCBI's taxonomy places the organism in Eukaryota, Fungi, Glomeromycota, Glomeromycetes, Archaeosporales, Ambisporaceae.
AUGUCCGAAAUUAAUGACAGAAAGUUAUUGAUUGAAAAAAUUGAAAAAAUGGCAAAUAAUAAGAGAAAGCAACAGCCAGAAUGCGAAGAGAGUCCACAACCGUUAUUGACAACCGAAGAUAGUGUACAGAAAGAGUCGAAAAAAAGGUUUAGAAUAAAUGUAGAUGACGCCACUGCCGUAAAUGAUCAAAUGGAUUGGACUUAUUCGGUUCAACAGAUUUAG